AUGGGGUGCGCUGCCUCAAAGGUGGAGGAUCUUCCGGCGGUGGCUUUAUGCCGAGACCGGUGCAAGUUCCUGGAGGAAGCUGUCAGCCAAACCCAAGCCAUGUCCGAUGCUCACGUGGCUUACUUGGCCUCCCUCAGGACACUUGGCCCCGCUCUCCACCGUUUCUUCGAUGAUGUUAAUACCAUUCAGAAUCAUUGUAAUUGUAAUGGACCACCAGAAUCAGAAUCAGAAUCCGACUCGGCCUCGCACCUCCAAUUCUCUUCCGACUCCGAAUCCGAAACCGAACUCAAGGGCCCCCGUAAACAGUCGGACGAAACGCCAACUCCAGUUAAUGAUGGUGAUGAAUAUUACAGGAAUUUAGGCGGCGGCUUGGCUUCCAAACCCCCUCCUCCGCCACCGUCUCCAAUCAGCUCCACUUGGGAUUUGUUUAAUUUCUUUGACGCCUAUGACAGGGAGAGAUACCCACCAUCCCCACUUUAUUCUUCUACUCAUUUGGAGCCUGAAGAAGCUGCUACUCCUGCUGCUGACAAAAUCAAACAUAACAAUAUUAAUAUUAAUAAUGACAUUGGACAGCAGGAAGAUCAACAGACUAGGCCGAAAGAGAAGAGUAAGAAGACGAUUCAUUUGGCCACGUCUGUCAAACACAACAAACAGAACGAACAGAACGAACAGGGUGUCUCCGCAGAAGCAGAGGCCAUCCGAGAGCUUCACUUUCUGUUUGACAGAGCGUCUGAGUCCGGCAAUCAAGUUUUGAAGUCGCUGCAGUCUCACCAUCACACAAUUUCUCUACAUCAGGAGUAUGGCUUUGGUAACCAUGAAGGCUUGGGGAUGAGCUCACAGAGCCUAUUUUACACUCUGAACACGCUCUUCUUGUGGGAAAAGAAACUUUACGACGAAGUCAAGGCUGAGGAAAGAUUGCGCGUAACGCAUGAGAAGAAGAGUCGAAUGCUGAAACAAUUGGAACACAGUAAGGCCACCGCUGAGUCUCCUAAAAUUGAAUCUGUUCGGACUGCACUUCGCAAUGUUUCAACAAAAAUGAAAAUUGCAAUUCAUAUUGUUGACAAAAUAUCAGUUACCAUAAACAAGUUGAGGGACGAGGAGUUGUGGCCGCAGAUUGUUGAAUUCAUUCACAGAUUACUUGGAAUGUGGAAAGGUAUGGUCGAAUGUCACAAGAGUCAAUACCAAGCAAUUGCGGAAGCCUCCAAGGGUUUGGAUGCAAUUGCAAUAUCCAACGCGAAGUUGAACGGUGCGCAUGAUCUUGAAACCGCAAUUCAACUCAAGUUAGAGCUUCAAAACUGGAAUGAACCAUCACCGCAGUCAGAUGAGGAGGGUGAUGCAGCAGUAGUAGUACCUCUGUCUCCUGGUAGACUCGGUGCACCCCCAGCUUUUGUGAUAUGUAAUCAGUGGUCUCAAGCUAUGGAUAGACUCUCAGGGAAGGAAGUUAUUGAAGCUAUCCGGGGAUUUUACACUCGUAUACAUUUGCUUUUAAUGGAACACCACGUUGAUGCAGAAACAUUGCUGCAAAGAAUGGUAAUUGAAAACAAAGAUGUAGCAAGGAAACUAAGACUUGUGGAGGAGGGGAAGGAGGAGGAGGAGGAGCAAAGGAUAAUGCAAAAGGUGCUGAUGCGAGGUAGAGGAAAAAAGAAUAUUAUUGGUUUGAGUUUGCAGGCAGCACAAGAGGAGGGUGGAGAGAGAGAGUAUAAUAAUGGAUCAAGGAAUCUAGUAUGGGAUCUGAAGCAGACAUUAAUGGCCAUGGAAAAAUUCACUGCAAACUCACUGAAAGCAUACGAAGAGCUUGAUGCACACAUUGAACAAGGCAACAGCCCCGGCCUGUGUGUCUGA
Messenger RNA from Prunus armeniaca (apricot), 1842 nucleotides. Lineage: Eukaryota; Viridiplantae; Streptophyta; Magnoliopsida; Rosales; Rosaceae. The record is from the annotation of a GenBank genome assembly.